AGUUCUGCAGAGGACCAAGGCUCUUCCAGAACCCACGAAUGGUGCACUGUGAAUGUUUGUUAAAGGAACGGUUUGUUUAAGUCCAGCCCCAGUUACAAAUUUACAGGAUCUUAACUUUGCGGCAUGUAAACAGCCACAGCCACAAGAUGGCUAAGAAACCACUUGCUAAACAGCUCUGUCAAAUCUAACAGAGGCGUAAGAGAGCUGAAUUUUAUGAGGAGGUACAGUGAAUAUCAUGUGAAGAAACGGAGGGUUUCUGAAUCCUGCUGCUUGGGUGGCCCCAGAAAGCAAAGAUGAACGCUUUGGUGGAAGAAGAGGGCGGCUGCACAUUGUGAAUGUUCUGGCAUGGAUCUGUAUGAGGAUUACAAAUCACCUUUCGAUUUCAAUGCUGGAGUGAACAGAAAUUAUCUUUACCUGUCGCCUGGCAUAAACCUUUCUCCACCUGGAUCACCUACACUGGCAAAGUCAGGGCUGCUGAGAAGUGACUCUAUACCUGAGGUUGGAGAGGAUGCUGCUGCUACAGUUAGUAUGGCAGAAACACUCUCAGAAGAAGAACAGGAUGAGCUAAGAAAAGAGCUUGCUAAGGUGGAAGAGGAAAUCCAGACACUCUCACAAGUGCUGGCUGCCAAAGAGAAGCAUCUAGCAGAAAUAAAGAGAAAGCUGGGAAUUAACUCAUUACAGGAACUAAGGCAGAACAUUACCAAAAGCUGGCAAGAUGUUACAUCAACCACGGCAUACAAGAGAACAUCAGAAACCCUGUCUCAGGCUGGUCAGAAGGCUUCUGCAGCUUUUUCAUCUGUUGGUUCAGUCAUAACGAAGAAGUUUGAGGAUGUUAGAAAUUCUCCUACUUUCAAAUCCUUUGAGGAAAAAGUUGAAAGCCUGAAGGUUCCUUCAGAGAAAUCUGAAUCCUUUGCAUCCAUGUUGAGACGCUCUCCUUUAAUUCAAAUGGGACCUGCCAAAGAUAAAAUUGCCAUCGGUCGAAUAUUCCAUGUUGUAGAAGAUGAUCUGUAUAUAGAUUUUGGUGGGAAGUUUCACUGUGUGUGCAAAAGACCGGAAAUAGAUGGAAAAAAAUAUCAGAGAGGAACCCAAGUACGCCUGAGACUGGUGGAUCUUGAGCUCACAUCUAGGUUUUUGGGUGCAACAACUGACACAACGUUGCUGGAAGCUGAUGCGGUGCUUUUAGGGCUUGUAGAAGCCAAGCAAACAAAGCAAAAGGAGUAAAUGUCAUGUUAAAAAUGCACUUUGUGCUCUCUAGCAAAUUAUACAAUCAACAUGUUUCCUCAGGAAAUAAAUGAGAACUUUGUCUGCUUGGUUAUGUAAAUAAUGAGAUCAAUAAAAGGCAAUAAGCACAUUGUACCU
This is a messenger RNA of Chaetura pelagica (chimney swift), 1359 nucleotides long. RefSeq names its product tumor protein D52 (gene TPD52). Gene Ontology annotation, biological process: B cell differentiation. The transcript has 7 exons. Bases 346 to 1221 code for a protein of 291 amino acids. Gene Ontology annotation, cellular component: mitochondrial small ribosomal subunit; cytoplasm. Lineage: Eukaryota; Metazoa; Chordata; Aves; Apodiformes; Apodidae. The record is from RefSeq and is a predicted model, not a curated record.